UUCACACUCCACACCAGUUGGUGGCGGUAAUGUACCAUUUUGCUAUUUGCCAACUGCCAAUAAACAAUAUAAAGAAGAAGAAGGAUCCGCUGGGUCCGCCGCGGAGCACAGCAGUAGAAGAAGAAGCGGCAGCAGGAAGUGAUGCGGCUGUUAGCCUGCAGGCUAACGGGGAGGACAUGAAGCUCCUGGACUGAACGUGUGUGAGCUGUGCUGACCUUGGCGGCGAUGGCGCUGAUCGAAGGUGUCGGUGAUGAGGUGACGCUGCUGUUCGCCGCUCUGCUGCUGCUAACGGUGCUGCUGCUCGCCUGGAUCUCCACCCGCACAUCCGAGCCCCCUGAACACCUGUUCACAGGCUCCUCCCCUUUACAGAGGCCUGGGCAAGCCCAGCAGGACACGCCCUUUUCAUCCACCGCCGCCUCCUCAUCCUCGUCCCCCUACCCACCAUCCUCAACCUCCACAUUCUCCAUGUCCUCGUCCUCACCUUCCUCCUCUGUGAACGACAGCUUCCUGACAGAGGCUCCCCCCACACUAGAGGAUGGACAGGUGGGAGGGGACGGGGUGAGACGCAGAGGAGGAGACGGGGAGGGCGCAGCGUCUCAGCGGAAUAUGGUGGUCAGACUCAAGUUCCUCAACGACACGGAGAGGAUGGCGCAGGUCCAACCGCAGGACACCGUCGGGUACAUCAAGAGGACCUACUUUGCGGGGCAGGAGCAUCAGGUGCGUCUCAUCUAUCAGGGCCAGCUGCUGCAAGACGACGCGCAGACACUCGCCUCGCUGAACCUCGCUCAUAACUGCGUGCUGCAUUGCCACAUCUCGCAGCACGCGGCGCGGGGGGCGGCGGGGGGCCAGCGGGCGGGAGACCAGGUGCGCGUGGCGCUGAACGUGGGCAGCCUGAUGGUCCCACUGCUCGUGCUCAUGCUGUCCGUGCUGUGGUACUGUCAGAUCCAGUACCGCCAGUUCUUCACCGCCCCCGCCACCGCCUCGCUGGUCGGGGUCACCAUCCUCCUCAGCCUGGUGGCCUUUGGCGUCUACCGUCGCUAGCCUCCCAUGGGCCGGCGGGGGGUAUGAGACGCUACCUGCAGUUAGUGUUUGUUUCUGUUGCCAUGGAGACGUCGUGAGGACAGAGACUCUUAUCAUUAGAUCACACGUUUAUCUUCAUCAUCAGCGUGCCUCUUUGAUUUCUGUGGGAGGCACAGACACACCUGUCUGCCUCACCUGUGUGUGUGUGUGUGUGUGUGUGUGUGUGUGUGAGAAAGUUUCAGCUUUUGGAGAAAAUCUAUUAAACCUUUAAUUUAU
Pundamilia nyererei is the source of this 1296-nucleotide messenger RNA. It is a transcript of the gene tmub1, whose product is annotated as transmembrane and ubiquitin-like domain containing 1. Lineage: Eukaryota; Metazoa; Chordata; Actinopteri; Cichliformes; Cichlidae. Gene Ontology annotation, biological process: ERAD pathway. The transcript has 3 exons. Gene Ontology annotation, molecular function: protein binding. Bases 226 to 1041 code for a protein of 271 amino acids. The record is from RefSeq and is a predicted model, not a curated record.